Molecule: messenger RNA, 4025 nt
Organism: Geodia barretti
Lineage: Eukaryota; Metazoa; Porifera; Demospongiae; Tetractinellida; Geodiidae
Source: the annotation of a GenBank genome assembly
UGCGCAUGCGCACCCUGGUGAUGUGCAUUAUUUGGGAUUCGUUGUGAGCGAGAAGUCUGCGGACAUGUUUUUCUCAGCAGUAUGUCUCAAAAAGUAGACAAGAAAGCAGGAGACAGGAGUGGGCGAGUGGGGAGGGAGGAAGAGGAGGAGGACUAUGGCGACUACACCACUCGCUGCAUCUGUGGCUACGUUCACGACGACGGGUUCAUGGUCCAGUGUGAUGGCUGCAGUGUUUGGCAGCAUGUGGAGUGUAUAACAGUCAACCCAAACAACCUUCCUGACAAAUAUCUCUGCGAAGUGUGUCACCCGAGGCCAGUGGACAAGAAGAGGGCGCGACAGCUGCAGCAAAAGAAAAGGGACGACAUAUCUGCUGAUGUGGAUGAUAUGAGCCCGAGGGACAACCGAAGCGAUCAUCGCAAGCCACUCCCCCACCCCUUGGGUAACAAAAGAAGACGAAAGCAGUCCAAAGACGGCGAAAGUAAACCGCCGUCUGCUGAGACCAAAAAGACAAAGAAAGAGAAGGUGGAGGGGAGGAAGGGGUUUAGGAAGGGCUCUGGAGGGAAGGGGGUGGGGGGAGGGGGCCAAGGAGGGAAGAUGGGGAGUAUACAGUGUCUGCUGAAUGCCGCCACCCUGCUGGAUGAGGAGAAGGAGGGAGGGAGGGGUGUGGGGGGAUGCUAGCUCGUGGAAAGAGCUUUGGUCUGCCAACAACAGCCCGUGGUGCGAUAAGUACGACACCGCAGAGCACAACAGAGUCUCAGAGAGUGUGAGACAGUUUGUCUCCUCCCACCUCAACCAGCUCAAGUCUGAGGCCGUGGUGUUUGGACAGCAGGAAUACAGCAGCAUGGAAAACCACACCCACCCACAGUGUAGUGUGACGGAGGUCCAGAGGAGGAGGAUGGGAGUUGUGGCUCAGAUGGAGGUCCCAGAGGACGAACUGGUUCUGGAGUAUAAGGGAAAGGUGUCAGUGAUGUCGUCAGUGUUAGCCGACUACCCUCCGGGGACCAGGUCGCUAUGGAAACAGAAACCUUGUCCGUUUGUCUACAUCUACGACAAGAUCAGUGACUUGGACAUCUGUAUCGAUGCCAGGGAGUAUGGAAACUUGGCACGGUUCAUCCGUCGAUCCUGUGCCCCGAACUCCGAACUACGCCAUUUCUUUGUCGGCAGUGAGCUCCAUUUCGGCGUCUACGCCACCCACACCAUCUCCGUCUACGAGGAAAUAACUCUUCCGUUUGAUUUCACCAUCGAGAAAUGCGAUUACCCUCUGGAAUGUGGGUGUGGUCAUAAGAAUUGCGUGGUUGUGCGUGCAUCGCGUGGACGGGGGAGAGGGGGAGGGGAUGAGGCUGUUGGUAAGGUUUCUGGUAAACCACACCCACCCCAGCUCGUAGCUCCGCCCCCUCACGACGAGGAUAGCAACUCUAGUUGGACCAGCUCCUCUGGGACACGUCAGAAACCGCGAGGCCAUGCCCACCACCAGCAGACGAGCAAUCUGAUUGGUCGGUUGUCUUCCGGGGGUGGGACGGGAGGGGAGGGUGGGAGUCACGAGGGGAGCAGCGACAGCGAAGAUGAGUCUGGCGAGAGGAAAAAGAAAGUCAAGUCGCGAGAGGAGAGGAAGGCAGAAGCAGUGAUGAAGGUGUUCCAAAGAAUGGAGGCCAGUUCUCAGAGGAAGAGGCGCCACUUCACGUCAGAGGGGAGUGCCGACAGCGAUACCCUCUCCCCCUCCUCCUUCCACCCCCUCACACCCUCACAGAAGGUUGCCACGGCAACCCAACGAGAGAGGCGUGGUUCCACGGGCAGUGCUCGAAGACCCCCCGUCCUUCCUCCUGCCAAAAUGCGAUUGUCGAGUGUCUCAUCAAAUGAAGGAGUAUCGACCGCUGAUCUCCCAGAUGCAUUCUCUCCUCCAGUCACACCACGAUUAGCAGCUCCUCUGGCUUCCCCCCACCCCCUUCCCUCCUCCCUCCCCUCCUCCCCUCUCCACACCUCCACCUACAUACAGUCACCAACUGUUCGAUUUACCCCAGAUCUUCAACCGCAGUAUCUACUGAUGCAGUUCCCUCUACCUCUUAAGAAGGCUCUACUGAGGCAGUGGGAGGCUGAGAAGCACGGUAUCCAUGGCGACAACGGUGGGCCACGCCCCCUGUGGCCUCGUGAUGACGUCACUCAAAGGAACGGCUAUCUCUCGACCGUGUGGCCUGGUGGAGACGUACUCCGACCCCGGGAACGUGGCUCUCUGAAACACAGGUGGAUGAAAAAGUAUUCAGAGGAAAAGACGGAGAAUGAGGAGAAAGAGAACCGAUCUUCCAACUCCACAUUUUCUGUUCCCUUGAAGCAAAGACUCCUGCAUAGAUGGCAGGAGAGACAGACAGACCUCUCGCUCCAGACCACGCCCAUAGCCGUUCCAGUCUGCAAUACCACGACCAUCAGCUCCUCGUUGUCCAGUGGUGUCGACUGUGGACUGGCUCCGUCCAUUGGCCUACAGGAGAGGGAACCGUCUCCGCUGUUUGAAGAAUUCUCUGACAGUGAGUUUGACUCAGUGAGGGAAGACAGAGAGAAAGAAGAGGAGGAGGAAGAAGAAGGAGUGGCAGAGGUCACCGAGACUCGAUUUGGAGGGACAAGUGGCAAUGAUAAUCCAACACCUCGUGUCAGCGAUGUCGCAACUCCUGUGUCAAGAGACGGAGAGCCUGAGAGGGGUGUGGUUGAUGACGUCAUUGCAGGUGUUGGAGCGGGGCAGAAGGGAGUGUGCGAUGGCAAGGAGGGGACGGUAAGGAGUGAAACGGUGGAAAGGACGGAGGUUGUUAGGAAGAUGCGAUCGUUGGAGGAGCUAAUGUCGGAAGAUAUGGGGAGAGGAGAAGGGGAGGAGGGGAGGAGUGGGGGGAAGUCCCUGGAAGAGCUGAUGGUAAUGGAUGUAGCGAUCAGUGGUGGGGGAGAAUUGGGGGGGAGGGAGGGGUGAGGAGGGAGAGAGGCGAGGGGGACGGUGCCAUGUUUGCAUCAACUGACCCAAGAGAGGUAGCUGGUCAGCAGCAACUGUCACUGACUAAAACUCCAGUGAAGAGAAAAAUAAACCUUUCUGAGUAUCGCAGUCGUGUUAGGAAACCUCCAGCAGCAGAGCCGAGAAGGGAUUCCUCCUCCUCGUCAGACACCUUCACCCCCUCCCACCUCACAACCUCACCAUACUCACUGCUCCCCACCCCAUCGGGCGGGGCACUCAUGGGCGAGGCUCUGCCUCCUCCUCCGCCCCCUGCGCCCCAGUUUGAGCCCGUCAGUCCAGAUGAUUCCGAGCCGGCACAACUCCACUCCGAAGGCCCCACCCAGCGAGGACUGGGAAGUGUCGGAGUAAUGCCUGGACACAUUCCUCUCGGGGUCCUCCCGGGCGUGGCAACCACACCCAUUCCCCAUCCUGCCCCACCCACUUUCAUGCCUCCAGGAUCUCAUACUCCCACUCCGUAUGGAAUGGAGACCAUGUGGACUACACCUCAAUUAGAGCCCUCCCAGGAUCCACGACGUCAUGUGAUGGGUGGGGCCAGCCACGGAGGACUACUGCCACACCCACCGCCACACCUACCUCCUCCUCAUCCAGGAGCCCCACCCCACAUGAUUAUGUCACAACCUCCUCACAACUAUGGCCCCGCCCGACGACCCCCGCUAUUUCACCCCCGACCCCCAGGGGGCUCUGGAGGAAUGUACUAAUUUACCCUGAUUCUCAUGCACACACCAAUAAUCUUCUUCGUGUUUUUUUGCGUUAAAGAAAUAACACUACAUAAUUAUUGAUGUGAAAGCCAAGACCAUAAAAGAAUCAAUUCCAUGACCAAGGCAUUUUGCUGUCAAGUCAAUUUCCUCCACACAAAUUGACCGAUAUCAAUGUGACGAAACGAGGUGGGCGUGGUCUUCUGUCCAGAGAAGCCAUACAGUGAGCUGACCUCGCCCAUGACUAGAACGUUCACGGUGUCCAUGGCAACGUCCCUGUCUGUAAUGAGGGGUGUGGUCACAUAGAAGAGCUGUUUCUCAGACGACGAUCCACAGAGUACUCC